Messenger RNA from Oncorhynchus masou masou (cherry salmon), 6654 nucleotides. Its product is annotated as protein O-linked-mannose beta-1,4-N-acetylglucosaminyltransferase 2. The transcript has 2 exons. Gene Ontology annotation, molecular function: protein O-acetylglucosaminyltransferase activity; protein binding. Gene Ontology annotation, biological process: protein O-linked glycosylation via mannose. The record is from RefSeq and is a predicted model, not a curated record. Gene Ontology annotation, cellular component: endoplasmic reticulum. Bases 342 to 2117 code for a protein of 591 amino acids. Lineage: Eukaryota; Metazoa; Chordata; Actinopteri; Salmoniformes; Salmonidae.
GACAGGAUAGCAAGUAGAAUCGAAAUCGCCUUUUUGACAGCUAACAUAAAAAAAUACUGUUUAACUUAAACUUGAUGAAUGAAUGCGUUGAUGUUUCGUACUGUUGCUCCUACAUCGAGGCAUAUCGUUAAGGAGGUUCAUUCUAUCACGUCAAUCCUCUGGAACGUUUCUGCGGAGAGUAUGCUCUGGAGCUUGUACUGCUGCCUUAGCUCAAACGUUUCUGCUACAGUGAAGAAAAUACCUUUUCAGUUUAAUCGAAACUCCCAGGUGUAUCGGCGCCUGGCUAGCGGGAGGCGGAGCAUGCAUGUGAGAUCAGAGAUCAGAUUGGACGUGGAGCUGUGAUGCGUGCGGCGAGCUGCAGGAUGAACGUGGCGGCCAUUCUGAAUGGCCUGCUGGUGUCGGUGGUGGCAGCACUGCUCUGGAAGUACGUGAGGCUAAGCGAGCACACUGCAGUACUGGAGGAGGAGCUGCAGCUGACCCGCCAGUCCCAGGAGCUGUCCCAGGCCCGGAUAGACUACCACGCCGCUCUGCUCGCCCUCCAGGAGCAUGGCACCCGUAUGGUCUGCACCGGCAAGAUGCACACUGACCGCAUCUGCCGCUUCGACUACCUGUGCUACUGCACCGAGGCUGAAGAGUUUGUCUUCUUCCACAGCAACUCCUCCUUCAUGUUGCCCAACCUGGGGCCCCGGCGCUUCCAGCCGGCCCUGCUGGACCUGUCCUCUGUGGAGGAUCACAACACCCAGUACUUCAACUUCCUGGAGCUGCCCGCAGCUGCCCUCAAGUUCAUGCCCAAGCCUGUGUUCGUCCCUGACGUCACCCUCAUCCUCAACCGGUUCAAUCCGGAUAACCUGAUGCACGUGUUCCACGAUGACCUGCUGCCUAUCUUCUACACCAUGCGGCAGUACUCGGACCUUGACGAUGAGGCCCGCCUGGUCUUCAUGGAGGGCUGGGGUGAGGGAGCACACUUUGACCUCUACCGCCUGCUGAGCAGCAAGCAGCCACUUCUCAAAGAGCAGCUGAGGAACUUUGGCAAACUUAUGUGCUUUACUAAGUCCUACGUGGGCUUGUCCAAGAUGACCACAUGGUACCAGUACGGCUUUGUCCAGCCACAGGGCCCCAAAGCCAACAUCCUGGUCUCUGGGAACGAGAUCCGGCAGUUUGCCUCAUCGCUGAUGGAGAAGCUCAAUAUCACCACGAGAGGAGGAGAGGAGAGUGCAGCGGAGGAAAAGGAUGAGUACUUCGUAGUGUUCAGUCGCUCCAUCAACAGACUCAUCCUGAACGAAGCGGAGCUGAUCCUGGCGUUAGUGCAGGAGUUCCAGAUGAGAGCGGUGACGGUGUCUCUGGAGGAGCAGAACUUCCCCAGAAUCGUCAAGGUCAUCAGCGGGGCCUCCAUAUUGGUCAGCAUGCACGGGGCCCAGCUGGUCUCCUCUCUCUUCCUCCCCCGGGGGGCCGUCGUUGUGGAGCUCUUCCCCUAUGCGGUCAACCCAGAGCAGUACACCCCUUACAAAACCCUGGCCUCUCUACCAGGCAUGGACCUGCAGUAUGUGGCCUGGAGGAACAUGGUGGAGGAGAACUCUGUAGCCUACCCAGAGAGGCCCUGGGAGCAGGGAGGUAUAGCCCACCUGGAUAAGGAAGAGCAGGAUCACAUCCUGACCAGUAAGGAAGUACCCAGACACCUGUGCUGCCGCAACCCUGAGUGGCUCUAUCGUAUUUACCAGGACACCAUAGUGGACAUCCCUUCUUUACUAGAGGCUCUCAGAGCAAUCGUGAAAACCAGGCCCAACCUGAAGAAGGCCAAGCCUGCCAGCACGGUCCACCCGGGCCGGGUCAGAGAGCCCCAGUGUCAGACAUCGGUCCAGGCCUCCAACGAGGCCAAGCUGACUGUGUCCUGGCAAAUCCCCUGGAACCUGAAGUACCUGAAGGUCAGGGAAGUGAAGUACGAAGUGUGGAUCCAGGAGCAAGGAGAGAACACGUACAUGCCUUAUAUUCUCCCCCACCAGAACUAUACCUUCUCUGAAAACAUCAAACCCUUUACGACAUACCUGGUGUGGGUGCGCUGCAUCUUUAACAAAAACCUCCUGGGGCCUUUUGCCGAUGUACUCAUGUGCAGGACAUAAUUUGUGUUGAUCUAUACAGUUACAAGUUUGUGACUGCUUGUUCCAGAUGAUCAGAUAUUGGGGUUGUCGAUUACUGAAGGUGAUACUAGAUAAGUUCAGCCAGUAAUGUUGAAAGUAGCGCUCACGAGCCAAAAUGGGUCUCAGAAAAUUGUGCACAAUUGUAUACGAUGUCAUUCAUUUUGUAUGAUAUGUUACGUCCUGCACAAUAAAUGUAUAUUUCCUACAAUUCGUAUGAUAUGUUAAGAAUUUGUAAGUGCUUAAGAUCCCGUUCAAUCUCAAUAAUAUGAAAAUCUGUGAUUGAGGAUAGUCUCCGAUUUGAGGAUAGUUGAUAUGAUGUGAUCUAUAUCUAGGAUGAGAGACAACCAUGUCCUCACACAGAGAGUGAAAUGCAAUGGAAGUUCAAUGGCAUUUAGCAUGGGAUGCAGGAACACGAGUCACGAUUUAAGGAUGCAUCGUCUGUACCAAUAGAAAGUACAUACAACGUAUCUUUUUGAGAUAUAGGAAUUUCUUUAAUAUACUUAUUUAUGAGCAAAAAUAUUUUUUAUUAGUCUUAAAACACUGAACCUAUCUAUCUGUACUUAUUUGAGUAUGUAAUGUAGGUUUUCAGCAAAGCUCAGAUUUCAUUGGUUUGUGAUUUGUUAUCUGAGAAAUCAUAACUUUGUGGCUUAGCCUACCCUCCUGCACAAAGUUGUAGCUUUGUCAUGUUGCCUUUCUAAUUGUCAAUUUACAUAAUUGUUUUCAGAAUGUUGCCAAAACCUUAAAGGGAUACUGUAAGAUUCUGGCAAUUUUCUACUUACCCAGAGUCCGAUGGACUCGUGGGCGCCCUAUUUAUGCCUCUGCGUGCAGUAUGAAGGAAGAUAGAAGUAGUUUCGCAAUCCUAACUAGCAUUAGCACAAUGACUGGAAGUCUAUGGGUAUCUGCUAGCUGGGUAUCUGCUUCAGGCCUGGACAAUUCUCGUCCUCGGAGGCCUAAUUGGUGUGACACUUUUCCCCCAUCCCUAGCAAACACACCUGAAUUUAAACUAAUUCAAUUUUUAACUGAAGCUCAUGAUUAGUUGAUUAUUGGAGUCAGGUGUGUUAGCUGGGGCAAAAGUGUGACACCAAUCAGGACCCAGAGGACUGGACUUGCCCAGGCCUGCUAGCUGCAAAUACCCAUACACUUCCAGUCAUUGCACUAAAUCCAGUUAGCAAUUAUGCUAGCACUAGUUAGCAACUUCCUUCAAACCUAAAUCAUAAACAUAUAAGAAGGGUGUCCAUGAGUUCAUCUGACCCUGGGGAAGUAGAUAAAGGGCCUCAUUGUCAAAAUCCCGAAGUAUCCCUUUAAGAGAAACCAAAAUGAAUUUGAAAAUGUGGUUACCAGUCUACAGUACCAUUUAAGUAUGUGUUAUUAGUUGUAAUUUAAUUAUAUUGUGCUUCAUUGAGGCUUUAAUAUUUGCCAGUUACCUUUUUGAACUAUUGUGACCCAUGGAUAAUAAAUUCUUCCUCUUCUAGAUUAUUUGAGAUAUUAAUUCAAGGCAGAUAAAAACUUUUCAAAGAGUGUGUCCAGGAAAAUGUUUGCAGUUUUCUAAAGAUGCGGACUAAAACAUGCAUUAUUCCUUCAAAUGUAGCAGUAUUUUAAGAACAGUGUUCCUCUAAAUGAAAAUAAAGAGAAUAUAUUAUGUAUUUAUGUGAAAGGUGCAGUUGCUAGAUAUGCGAGGGUUAGUUCUAUUUCUUUCAGAAAAACUGGAGCUUCUUUAAUCAGUUUCUUUGUCAUUGCCCUGUGUGUCAAAAGAUAAAUACAAAAAGGUUCAUGUCACUUCAGUGUGCCCAUUACAGCAAUUCUGAGUUCAAUUGUCCUAUUAUUAUUUUUUAUUCAGUCUACACAGUUGCAGAAAAUGGUCAGAAUUCCUUUCUUACUAUUAAUCAGUACCAUUUCUGGUUGUGAUCAUAGAACAUUUGUGCAGGUUAUAUGCAUGCAUAAACUUGUGAAAUAAUUAGCCUGUGAUGCUUUGGUAAUGACGACUAUGCCCUGAAUCAAACUGGAGUAAUAACCCAUUCUAUGGCUCAUCAAUGCUGCUAACCAUGUGUUAUUCAGUGUCUUUAUCCCAAAUGGCACCCUCUUCCCUUUAUAGUGUACUACUUUUGACCAAGAACUAUAAAGGUCAUCAGAGCCUAAAAGUAGUGCUCUAUAGGGAAUAGAGUGCCAUUUUGGGACUCAACCCAAGUCUACAUGAUGGUGUGCAAUGCUGCAUGUUACAUUUCAUUGCCUUGUGGUGUGCAAAACUAAAGUAAUGGCUAGCUUCCCAGUAUGUGCCAAGCCCUCAGAGUAGGAGUGCUGAUGUAGGAUCAGCUACAGCCUUCCUGUCCUGCUAAGCGUAUAACAUUGCCUUCAGAACGUAUUAACACCCUUUGACUUUUUCAACAUUUUGCUGUUACAACGUGGGAUUAAAAUGGUUGGAAAAAAACGUACAAUUAAAUCCAUCUACAAAUAAUCUAAUGUCAAAGUGGAAGAAAAAUGACACUAAUACAGUAUAUCUUUGUAAGUAUUCAACCCACUUAGUCAAUACAUGUUUCUCUGGACAAGUCUCUAACAGCUUUUCACACCUGAAUUGUGCAACAUUUGCCCCUUAUUCUUUUCACAAUACUUCAAGCUCUGUCAUUGUUUAUUGAUCAUUGCUAGACAACUGUAUUUGGGUCUUGCCAUAGAUUUUCAAGCAGAUUUAAGCCAAAACUGUAACUCAGCCACUCAGGAACAUUCAGUGUCUUCUUGGUAAACAACCAGUGUCGAUUUGACCUUGUGUUAUUGUCCUUCUGAACUGUAAAUGAAUCUCCCAGUGUCUGGUGGAAAGCUGAAAGACUGAACCAGGUUUUACUCUAGGAUUUUGCCUGUGCUUAGCUCCAUUUCAUUUCUAUUUUAACCUUUAGCGAUUUACUAGCGUGCCCAUAACAUUAUGCAGCCAUUUCUAUGCUUGAAAAGAAUGGAGAGUGGUACUCAGUAAUGUGUUGUAUUGGGUUUGCCCCAAAUAUAACACUUUGUAUUUAGGACAAAAAGUGAUUGCUUUGCCACAUUUUUUUCAGUAUUACUUUACUGCCUUGUUGCAAACAUAAUGCAUGUUUUGGAAUAUUUGAAUUAUGUACAGGCUUCCUUAGUUUCACUCUGUCAAUUAGGUUAGUAUUGUGGAGUAACUACAAAGUUGUUGAACCAUCCUCAGUUUUCACCUUUCACAGCUGCUCAAAGGGAUAUUCAAUGUCUGUUUAUUUGAAAUGUUUUUUGUAACUUUUAUUUAGGCUUGCCAUAACAAAGGGGUUGAAUAGUUAUUGACUCAAGACAUUUUGAGCUUUUCAUUUUUAAUUAUACUGAACAAAAAUAUAAACGCAACAAUGAACAAUUUUACUGACUUAUAGUUAUGAGUAAAUGAGUCCAUUUUUAAAUUCAUUAGGCCCUAAUCUGUGGAUUUCACAUGACUGGGCAGGGGCGCAGCCAUGGGUGGGCCUGGGAGAGCAUAGACCCACCCACUUGGGAGCCAGGCCCACCCACUGGGUUUAAUUAGCUUCUUGAUAUGCUACACCUGUCAGGUGGGUGGAUUAUCUUGGUAAAGGAGAGAUAAUCCCUGACAGGGAUUUAAAGAAAUUUCUGCUCAAAAUUGGAUAGAAACAAGCUUUUUGUGCAUAUGGAACAGUUCUGGGAUCUUUUAUUUCAGCUCAUGAAACAUGGGUCCAACACCUUACAUGUUGCGUUUAUAUUUUUGUUCAGUAUAAUCUAGAAUUUUUGGGGAAAUCAUCUUUCCACUUUGACAUUAUGGUGUAUUGUGUGUAGGCCAUUGAAAAAAUCUCAAUUGAAUCAUUUUUAAAUUCAGGCUGUAACACAACAAAAUGUGGAAAAGGUCAAGGGGUGUGAAUACUUUCUGAAGGCACUGUAUUGUGAUCUAAAAGGUUAAACUGUUCUAAAUCAGCACUCCUACUCCUGCGCUUGACAUGCGGCCCCACAUCUCUCUGUCCCACGGUUGAGUUUUCAGCAGAGGGCACAGGUUUGAAACGGUUUUUGAGGCAGCUGAGAGUGGUGACAGGAAUCUGUGAAUCAAUAGCAUUGGAUUGGGUUUCUCUCUUCCCCUAAAACAGCACUAGUGACACACAGAUCGCCAGUGCCAAUUCAUAGACUUUGCAAUGUGUUGCAUUGUUUAUUGGUAUAAUCAUUUAAUGGACAUUAAUGGUGUCAUAAUAAUCAAGGGAUUUAAAUGCAGUGCUGACUUGCUAGUAUGUGAAUAUCCUACCCAUUGUGCUGUACCCAUUGAGGUAUCCUACUGACGAACUAAAUUCCACAUUAACUGGAAUUUGUCCCUUUUUGACUGAGAUGUUUCGGUUUGAAAGUCCAACUUGAACUGUUUUAAGAAAAUAUGUUCUCAAAUGCAGUUCUGUCAGUGUUUGUAUUCAAGAGAUUAUUUUGAACUGUUGUUGUUCAAUGUGAUGUUGUAUUUUGUGUGUUUCUUUUGCUUGUUAGGUUGUGUAUACCACCUCCAGUAAAAAAAAAUAUAUUUGCUAAGACUGAAGUGUGCCAGAAA